Molecule: messenger RNA, 864 nt
Organism: Chanos chanos (milkfish)
Lineage: Eukaryota; Metazoa; Chordata; Actinopteri; Gonorynchiformes; Chanidae
Product: inactive phospholipid phosphatase 7
Exons: 2
Coding region: 1-864 (287 amino acids)
Cellular component (GO): nuclear envelope
Molecular function (GO): sphingosine-1-phosphate phosphatase activity
Source: RefSeq, a predicted model, not a curated record
AUGCCUUUAAAUCCGAGCCGAUCAAGAGUUAGAGAUCGGGGAAAUAUCAUGGGAAGACCGGAGUUCUUGUCACUGAAUCAGUUCCCUCGAAAUAGUAACGUCGAAGGUCGUGGCACAGUAAGACGUGCGGGCCAAACAAAAUACCAACAGAGCCAACAAAGCGAACACUCACACGAGUCUAUCGACAGUGCCAAGGAGCGCAAAGAGACGUCAAAAUUGCCGGAUGAAGACUGUAUGCAACUUAAUCCGUCUUUUAAGGGGAUAGCGAUUAACUCUCUCUUAGCUAUUGACAUUUGCUUGUCCAAACGACUGGGCGUCUGUGCCUACACGUCGUCUUCGUGGGGAAAUGUCCGUUCUAUGGUCACUUUGCUUGCGCUGACUGGGCACGGAAUCACGUGGAUUUGCGGCACUCUGGUCUGUCUCACAAGGAGCAAUACUCUGGCGGGACAAGAAGUCUUGGUCAAUCUUCUUCUUGCUCUCAUACUGGAUGUCAUGACCGUGGCUGGGGUGCAGAAACUGGUCAAGCGCAAAGGACCCUGGGAGAUGACCCCUGGUUUCCUUGACUGUGUUGCCAUGGACAUGUAUUCGUUCCCAGCAGCUCAUGCUAGUCGGGCGGCCAUGGUGUCUAAGUUCCUCUUGACUCACUUGGUACUUGCAGUCCCAUUGCGUAUUCUCUUGGUGCUCUGGGCCUUCCUGGUGGGCCUGUCCAGGGUUCUUCUGGGCCAUCAGCACCUGACAGACAUGGCAUGUGGCUUUGCGUUGGGCCUCCUACACUUCAGCCUGGUGGAGACGGUGUGGCUGUCCUCCAGCGCAUGCCAGACUCUCAUCUCCAUCGGGACCCUCAGCUGGAGCCCCUUCCAAUAG